GUAUGAGGAAUGAAACCAUUUAAGAAUCGUGCCAUUGGUAGACGCUAACCGCCAUUGGUUGAUACACGUGUUACUUGGUUGUUACAACAACUGUUGUUUUUAUCCACCGAUGGCUAUGGAAAUAUCAGAAAAUGGUGUGACAGUCAAGUUUCCUGAUUCUAAAAAGGGAAAAUAUCUUCCCAAAACCGCAGUUUUCAGAGACUUUGCGCUGGCUACUUCUGCACUUUUUGCAAACGAACACAAAGAGAAACUCUCAGCUGGUAAUGAUGAAGAAACACGCAGGUCACAGUUCUGUGCUUGUGACUUAACAGCAUAUUCAGGCAUAGCUGGGUUACAGUGGAAGCAUCACUUGGGAGCAGAUGUCCAUGUGACUCUUGUAGAACUAAGGGAGCCACAGCUGCUGAAGGACAAUGCAGUCCAGAAUGGACUGACUGUCAGUCAUUUACCACUCAAUCCUGCGGUUCCUGCAGGGGCAUCUCUCCCUUCUCAAUCAGCUUUAGAGGUUCAUGUUGCUCAGUGUGAUGGAAAGGUCUUAAUGUUACUGGAAGCAUUUAAUUUCAUAUUUGUAGAUUCUUACAAGAACCCAUCAUUAUACUUCAGCACUUUGUUUCGAAAUGUCCGCAAUGGAGGGGUGGUGUGUGUAGUGGUACCUGACGUCCUGCAUUUUGCACGCACUCCCCAUGUUGUCCGCCGUAGUUACAGCGCCACCUGCAUCAGAACUGAGUACAUCAAGGAACUAGCUGCAAGAAUCAUUGUUGCUUCUCUUGCUGUAGAAGCAGCCAGAAGCAACAAAGGUAUCUGUGUCCUGUACACAGUCUCUCUGGAGGAUGCCCUCCUGAUUAGUAUCCGAGUUACAAAAGGCCCAAAGAUUGCUGAUGAUACAUUACAGAGCAUUGCCCAUGUUCUGCACUGUCGGAUUUGUGAAGAGCGAACAUUUUAUCCAGAAAACAUGGCACCAGUUGAGGCCCCAUACAGUAUGCUAGGUUGUGACUGUCACAAAAAAAUUCCAGGAAAAACUGCAGUCAUCUUGGGUCCAUUAUGGAAAGGCAGUUUAUUUGAUUGGCCUUGUCUUCAAAAACUGAUAGAAGCUGGAAGGAAAAUUACCCUUAGCAAGACAUAUUAUGACCUACUACAGAAAGUUUUGGAAGAUUGCUUGUGUAAUAGCCCUGUUGUUGAUCUGCUAAACAUUAACCAGUCGGGCUUCCAUGAUGGUCACAAGUCUGUUGCAGCAGAAACCUUGGCCAGCAGAAACACUGAUGUUAGUGGUGAAAUGAAACCUCCUCCAUUAGACUCACAAUAUGACAUAGACAUAAAAAAAAAUAGUAACGAGAAUAAUAAAACGCUUACUUCAUCAGAUCUUGGAAGAGAAACACAAACAGGAAAAUGUUCAUCAGGAGAAUGUGCAGCAAAAAAGAAAGAAGACACUAGGCGCAGUAAGGAGUUAUGUGACCCUGACCACUCAGAAAUGGGUCAGAUAGCAUGUGAAGAAAACACUGCAGUAGAGAGAAAUUUUCCAAAGCAAGAGCACUUUAAAAGAGAGGCAUCUACCAGGGAUCUGGGGAGCAGAGAUGGAGUUCCUGACAGUAAGCGACCCUGCUAUGCAGAUGUGAAAUACACAGGGGUAGCUCCAGCCCCACCAUUUUAUUACAGUGUGCAUAGCAAAAAGUUGGGCAAAGUUCGUCUCCCAAAGCAAAAAGAGAUAAUUCAGCAGUUGCAGGCCCUUGGAUUCCGAUGUUGCCGGACACACUUCGAAAAGUAUGCAGUGCGCACGGAUGCUCCUCGUAAAAUUCUUAUGUCCAUUCUUGGUGCUGGAGAGGACAAAGUUAUAUAUGUCAAAAGAGGACAAACUCACAUAUAAAGAGGAAUUUAUUCUGUUUUCCAAAAUAUAAAGAUGAAAAUACAUUUUACAACUGGUUAAAAACAGUUUGUUACAAAAUCUGAGAACAAUUAAUCACUUGAUUGGAACUGGUGACUGGGGGAGAAGUGGAUGGAUACAACUGAAAAACAGCUCAAUAAAAUUUUUUUUUUCAUUUUG
This is a messenger RNA of Pomacea canaliculata, 2035 nucleotides long. RefSeq names its product TRMT1-like protein. Bases 110 to 1858 code for a protein of 582 amino acids. Gene Ontology annotation, cellular component: nucleus. The transcript has 8 exons. Gene Ontology annotation, molecular function: RNA binding. Lineage: Eukaryota; Metazoa; Mollusca; Gastropoda; Architaenioglossa; Ampullariidae. Gene Ontology annotation, biological process: tRNA N2-guanine methylation. The record is from RefSeq and is a predicted model, not a curated record.